Anastrepha obliqua is the source of this 2372-nucleotide messenger RNA. RefSeq lists its product as uncharacterized. The transcript has 2 exons. Gene Ontology annotation, biological process: protein localization to plasma membrane; GPI anchor biosynthetic process. The record is from RefSeq and is a predicted model, not a curated record. Gene Ontology annotation, molecular function: glucosaminyl-phosphatidylinositol O-acyltransferase activity. The coding region runs from base 205 to 1737 and encodes 510 amino acids. Gene Ontology annotation, cellular component: membrane; endoplasmic reticulum. Lineage: Eukaryota; Metazoa; Arthropoda; Insecta; Diptera; Tephritidae.
GAUAUACCAUGAAAUCCAUUUUAUUGCCGAAUAUUAGGAUUGAUUAAAGUGUGAUAAUUUGGUCAACGUACGUUUUACUGCUUUUUCGAAUACGAGAUUUCUUAUCAACUAACUGAUUAACUGAAAUAGCUUAAAUAUACACACACUAUUAUAUUUGUGUGUAAGAAAAAUUAUCGAAGUAAACUAAGGGCGUAUUGUCACAACAUGGAACGUUUGGAAGGAACAGACAGUUCGUUCUGCGCUACUGGUGCGCCAAAAACACAGUGCCUUUGUUCAGAGAAACGACGAUUUUUAAAUUUGAUUUAUAACGAGAUGCAUUCGGAUUCCAAGGCACCUACACCACAUAUUGAAAUAUACGAUAAGAAUUCAUGGCACACAUUUGUUCAGGUGAUGCACAUUCUAUUGACAAUUGUGCCGAUUGUAUUUUUCUUUGCGAUUGCGCGCAUUGUUGGACAAAAACUUGAAUCACGAAUCCCGCCGAAUUCAUCUUGCGGAUAUACUAUUGAGUUUCUAUUAAUAGUGGUGCCGACGGUGCUAAUUGUAAAUGUGUUUAAUAAUUAUAUUGGUCAAUUGAUGAUAGUGUUUUGGGGCUGUCUACUGGGCUUAAUGUAUGUAGUUUACAAAUCAAAAAAUCAAAGGCGUUGGUACGUUUUAGGUGGCCAUCGACCAUUCGUAUUAACAUUACUUCGUGCAGCUAUCAAUCUGCUCACAGCGCUUUGCAUACUCGCAGUGGAUUUCGAAAGCUUUCCGAAAAACUUUCGAAAAACGCGCCGAUAUGGGGCUGGUCUUAUGGACGUUGGAAUUGGAUUAUUCGUUUUUGCAAUGGGCACCGUUUCGAAACCUCCAAAAAACAUUGCUCAUAUUACGAAAUCACUAUGGACUGUAGUGCUGCUGCUUGUGUUGGGCCUCGGACGUACUCUACUGAUAAUGUUGAUUAAUUAUAACCAGGAUGAACAUGAAUAUGGCCUACAUUUGAAUGCCUUUUAUACAUUGGCACUGACCAAGUUUUUUGGAUGCCUGUUUAGUGGAAUUGCGAAAAAUAAUUUGAGACAUCUGAUAGCGGGUGUGGCCCUUCUAUUAAUUCACGAAUGUUGCCUUCAACUCUACACAUCCGCUUUUGUUAUGAAUCCAGAUAUCGAACGUGACACAUUUCUUAGAGCGAAUCGUGAGGGUAUUUUAUCACUACCAGGUUUCGUAGCACUAUAUCUCAUAUCCAUAGUCAUUGGGCAGAGUCUAAAGAUGAAUGAUAAAGCUUUGAGCCACAGAGUAUUUAUAGAUAAAUUGAGAGCGCUAGGCAUAGCAAGUGUUGUGCUUUGGGUGUUGGUGGUUGGAUGUAUCUUCACCGUUUCCAUUGCCCGUGUAACCUGUAAUCUCGGCUACGUUACGUGGAUCUUGGCCCUUGCUGUAACAAUGACGUUCCUCUUUAUCAUGGUUUUUCAUUUGAUUUUAAGUACAAUUUGGCCUAUUUGUGACAUAGAAGAAGAUUUUGAAUCACUAUUGAAUUCUACUGUAACAACGAGUUGCCAUGAAAAUAUUUUGCCUGCGCUUGUAAAAGCCGUAAAUGCAAAUGGGCUGGUGUUUUUCCUAUUGGCUAAUGUGCUCACAGGCGCGGUAAACAUAUACUUGGAACCAAGUGUUCGAAGUGAUUUUGAAAGUAUUUGCAUUUUGACUGUUUAUAUGUUUAUUGCAAUUAGUUUUGUUUAUCUAUUACAUCGGCUUAAGAUUCGAAUAGCGUAAAUUUUUUAUAUCGCAAUGUGUAAUAUUUCAUUUAUGUAUAGAUAAGUAUAUGUCACAAGGGCAUAUGUGAACCCAUGGCACAAUGCGAAAGGAAUUUUUUUUCAUUUAAUUUUAAAACGUUCUAAGUUACCGGAACGUGGCGGAUUCCCCCACAAAUAUUUGAGGAAUGUGCUUAAAGUGAUAGUUCUUACCUGGAUAUAAAUCUGAGUCCUUCGAGUAAUCUAGUACGAAUGUAGUGCGUGCGACUUGCGUAAAUGAAAUUAUAGAUCUUAUGACGUGUGAUGAUUUUUUCCCCAAGAAAACUUUGCUAUCAAUUUCACCUGACCUUAACGAGAAAGUUUACAAUAACUAUGGAACUUUAAGUGGUUCCGCCGACUGCCGAACCUUAUCCAACAUAUUCUAAGUGAGUUAGUGUUAAGCUAUUAAUUGUAAAUUUUAUUGUAAUUUUUAGAUAUACCAUACAUACAUAUAAAUGACAAAUAAAUAGGUUAGAAAAUGUUAGUCAGCUGUUUCAAAAUUUAUUUGCUAUUAAUAAAAUACAAUUUUUGGUUUCGUCAACUGCCUUACCUAAUCUAACUUAUUUUAAGUUAGUUACUGUUAAGCUUUAAUAGUUGACAAUUUGAUUGUAAUUUUUA